CGAUUCUGCUUCACUCCCGUCUCCCACUAAACAAAUGAGAAAAGAUAAUCAGAUGAUGAUCCAAAAAGAUAAAUUAUAAACUAACCAGUCCAAUUGGCUGUACUUAUAUAUGUGUGCGUGUAUAUCUAUAUAUAUGUGUGUCUGUGUACACGAACUCAAAGAGUCUUUUAGAGUGUACUGCUCAGAAGUUUUAAGGCUUUAGAUCGAUAUGGAACAUGAUCAUGGAAUGUCAGGCUUUUGUGUCAAGCCACGCGGUGGCGCAGCUGGUGGCGGUGGCGGUGGCGCUAAGUGUGGACGGUGGAAUCCUACGGCCGAACAGGUUAAAGUUCUGACUGACCUGUUCAGGUCCGGACUCCGAACCCCGAGCACUGAUCAGAUCCAAAAGAUAUCUUCUCAGCUGAGCUUCUAUGGCAAGAUCGAGAGUAAGAAUGUAUUUUACUGGUUUCAAAACCAUAAAGCCAGAGAAAGACAGAAGCGCCGCAGAGUUUCGCUUCCUGAACAUCAUCAACACCACGAUCAGAGCCUCAGAGAAGACAAGGUUUCUUCUGCAAAACAUUUUGUAGAUUCAAAUCAAAUUCCGGAUCCCACCGGAAGAGUGAUCGAAACUUUGCAGCUAUUUCCUUUGAGCUCGUUCGGCGAAUCAGACUCCGACAAGUUGAGGAGGCUGUAUUCAGGCGAUUUCAAGGAGCUCUCCGAAACGGAUCAUCAUCCGCCUUUGGAUCUGCGUUUAAGCUUCAUGUAAACAUUAAACUAAUCUUCGAAUCAGAGAGAAAUCGCUUCGAAUUCGUGUGACGAUUCGGAGAUUGAUCUUUAGGUGUAGCAUUAGGAAGAACAAAAAAGAGAAAAAAAAAAAAAAAGGUGCAGAAGAGACAGAGAUUUCAUGGAUUGCCGUAAAAUUGCACGUAGCUCUAGAAAUUGUGAACUGGUGUGGGGUUGAAAGUUGAAAGUGUUGAAAGUAGUAAAAUGCUUCGACAUUCUCCUCUGCA
Diospyros lotus (date-plum) is the source of this 986-nucleotide messenger RNA. Its product is annotated as WUSCHEL-related homeobox 7-like. Gene Ontology annotation, molecular function: DNA-binding transcription factor activity; DNA binding. Gene Ontology annotation, biological process: plant organ development. Lineage: Eukaryota; Viridiplantae; Streptophyta; Magnoliopsida; Ericales; Ebenaceae. The record is from RefSeq and is a predicted model, not a curated record. The coding region runs from base 209 to 742 and encodes 177 amino acids. The transcript has 2 exons.